Glycine soja is the source of this 7370-nucleotide messenger RNA. RefSeq names its product protein NETWORKED 1D-like. The record is from RefSeq and is a predicted model, not a curated record. Gene Ontology annotation, cellular component: plasma membrane. Gene Ontology annotation, molecular function: actin filament binding. Bases 504 to 7049 code for a protein of 2181 amino acids. The transcript has 5 exons. Lineage: Eukaryota; Viridiplantae; Streptophyta; Magnoliopsida; Fabales; Fabaceae.
UCAUCCUUGGAACGGUCAGGACAGGACAGAGUAUGCCACCAACCCACAAAGCUAAACUGAAAGAAAGGUAACACUGCUUAACAGCACCGGCAAGAGAGAGAAACAAACACAAACACAGACAACAUUGUGUAUUGUGUUUUUUAUAGAGCAAAACACAGAGAUCCAACCAACAUCAACAUGGGGUGACACACAAAACUUUAUGCACAUAAUAAUAAUAAAAACACCUGAACUUGUUCAUCGCCGCCAGUGGAAAUCAGAACCCAAUACCUCAAAGUUUCAAACUUUCAAUCUGUUACUGUCAUUUUUGGUAAUUUGUACUUACUCCGGUAUGUCAGGAGGUAUUUGUUCAUUCAUUUUUUGGAGGUUGAUUCACUGAGACCCAACUGAUAAGAAACGGCGUAGACUUUGGUUUGACUUCGUAAUAGCUAGCUUCUUCGAAUCUUUCAAGGGUUAUGUUCCCAUAGCAUCGGAAGAGAAAGUGGUGUUGUCUUUUUGCUGGAGCCAUGGCCACUAAGUCUCAAGCAAACUCCAGGAGAAUGUAUUCAUGGUGGUGGGACAGCCACAUUAGCCCCAAAAAUUCAAAAUGGCUCCAGGAAAAUCUCACAGAUAUGGAUGCCAAGGUGAAGCAAAUGAUUAAGCUUAUUGAAGAAGAUGCAGAUUCCUUUGCCAGGAGAGCAGAAAUGUAUUAUAAAAAACGCCCAGAGCUUAUGAAAAUGGUUGAAGAGUUUUACCGGGCAUAUCGGGCAUUGGCCGAGAGAUAUGAUCAUGCAACUGGAGUGAUCCGCCAUGCCCAUAGGACCAUGUCCGAGGCAUUUCCUAAUCAAGUUCCCAUGAUGCUGACAGAUGAUUUACCUGCAGUUUCUCCUAUGGAGACCGAGCCACAUACUCCAGAAAUGCGCCACCCUGAAAGUGCCUUUCUUGAUCCAGAUGAACCUCAAAAGGAUGCUUCUGCUCCUUUCCAUGCUAUCAAAAGAAAUGGUGGUUAUGCUGGUGAACCCUAUUCUCCUUUGAACAAAACCGGUUUGAAGCAGCUCAAUAAUCUAUACAUCCCUGGAGAACAUGAAAAUCUUCCAAAGUUUGCUAGAAGGGGGCUCAAUUUUUUCGAGACGCAGGAGGAGAGUAAUGAGAAAAACAGUGGAAACAACAACAAUUUGUCCCAGUCUGAACGUGUGAUGAAAGCUGAGACAGAAAUUUUGGCCUUGAAGAAAGCCAUUGCCAAAUUAGAAGAUGAAAAGGAAGCUGGCUUGCUUCAGUAUCAGCAGAGUUUGGAGAAAUUGUCUAAUCUCGAGUUAGAAGUGUCUACUGCACAAGAGAAUUCUCAAAGACUUGAUGAGCGAGCAAGUAAAGCUGAAGCUGAAGUUCAAGCCUUGAAGGAAGCCCAAAUCAAAUUACAGGCUGAAAGUGAAGCUAGUCUUCUUCAGUACCACGAAUGCUUGGAGAAAAUAUCUAAUCUGGAGAAAAAUAUUUCUUUUGCAAAAAAGCAAUCAGGAGAACUUAAUGAACGAGCUACUAGAGCUGAAACUGAAACUGAGUCCCUAAAGCAGGACCUUGCUAGAGUAGAAGCUGAAAAGGAAGCUACCCUUGUUCAAUAUAACCAGUGCUUAGAGACAACAUCUAAACUGGAGGAGAGAAUAAAAGAAGCUGAGGAGAAUGCAAGAAGGAUUAAGGAGCAUGCAGAUAUAGCAGAAAAAGAAAUCAAGGCUUUGAAAUUAGAAGUCACUAAACUUAAUGAAGAAAAGGAAGAUGCCACUCUCCGUUAUCAGCAAUGCUUGGAGAUAAUUUCCAAUUUGGAGUAUAAGCUCUCUUGUGCUGAAGAGGAGGUGCGUAGUCUAAAUUCCAAGAUAGUUGAUGGGGUUGAAAAGUUACAGAGUUCUGAGCAGAAGUGUCUUCUCUUGGAGACAUCAAAUCACAUGCUGCAGUCUGAAUUACAAUCUUUGGCACAAAAAAUGGGGUCUCAAAGUGAAGAACUUAACGAGAAGCAGCAGGAAUUGGGUAGACUUUGGGGUUGCAUACAAGACGAGAGACUGCGAUUCAUUGAGGCUGAAACUGCUUUCCAAACUCUUCAGCAGUUGCAUUCUCAGAGUCAGGAAGAGCUUAGAUCUCUUGCUUCUGAACUUACCAGUAAAGUGGAAAUACUGGGGAAUGUGGAAUCACGUAAGCAGGCUUUAGAGGAUGAAGUACUCAGGGUUAGCGAGGAAAAAAAAAUUCUAAAUGAGGUCAAAAUUUCUUCAUCUUUGUCCAUACAAAAUUUGCAGGAUGAGAUUUUGAAUUUGAGGGAAACAAUAGAGAAAGUUGAACAGGAGGUGGAGCUUCGAAUUGAUGAAAGAAAUGCUCUUCAGCAAGAAAUUUACUGUCUUAAAGAGGAGCUUAAUGAUGUGAAUAAAAAACAUGAAGCCAUGAUAGAGGAGGUCAGGUCAACUGACAUAGACCCACAGUGCUUUGGAUCAUCUGUGAAAAAAUUGCAAGAUGAGAAUUUAAGGUUGAAGGAAACUUGUGCGGCUGACAAAGGAGAGAAAGAAGCUCUUUUGGUAAAAUUGGAAAACAUGGAGAAACUUCUGGAGAAAAAUACUGUUUUAGAGAAUUCCCUUUCAGACUUGAAUGCCGAGCUGGAUAGUGUGAGAGGAAAAGUAAAUGUGUUGGAAGAAACAUGCCAAUCUCUUCUAGAGGAGAAAUCAAAUCUUGCUGCUGAGAAGGCCACCUUGUUUUCUCAGUUACAGUCCACAACUGAAAAGCUGGAGAAGCUAUCAGAAAAGAGCAACCUAUUGGAAAAUUCACUGUUUGAUGUGAAUGCUGAACUUGAAGGAUUAAGGGUGAAGUCCAAGGUAUUAGAAGACACAUGCCAAUCACUUGACCAUGAGAAGUCCAGUAUCUUUCAAGAGAAAGAAACUUUAGUUUCACAGUUGAACAUAACUCAUCAAACACUGAAAGAUCUUGAGGAACUGCACAGUUUAUUGGAAUUGAAGCAUUUGGAACUAAAAGGAGAAAGGGAGUCUGCACUUCAAAAGGUAGAAGAGCUACUAGUUUCCUUAUAUUCUGAGAGGGAAGAGAAUUCCAGAGUUUUGAAAUUGAAUGAAGAUGAAUUGGCUGAGAAGGAAUUACAAAUUCAUAUUCUACAAGAAGAUGCAAAUUGUAAGAAAAAGGAAUAUGAGGAGGAACUGGACAGAGCUAUACAUGCUCAUCUUGAAAUUUUCAUCUUGCAGAAAUGUGUUGAUGAUUUGGAGAAAAAGAACUUCUCCCUUCUAGUUGAGUGUCAGAGACUUUUGGAGGCUUCCAGAAUGUCUUACAAAAUGAUAUCUAAAUUGGAGACUGAAAAUGUUCAAAAGCAGGUUCAUGUGAAUUCUCUGUCUGAGAAAAUUAAAAUACUAAGGAUUGGGUUGAUUCAAGUGUUGAAGACUCUUGACAAUAACGGUGGGCAUUUCAGUGAAGAUAUGUUUGAAGAAGACCAAAUGCUCCUGAACCACAUAUAUGGAAAACUUCAGGAGAGGCAGAAAUCUUUUGACACAGUUUUCAAUGAAAGCCAACAAAUGGCCAUUGAGAAUUCAAUUCUGAUUACAUUCCUAGAGCAGUUGAAACUAAAGGUAGAAAAUCUUGUGACACAAAGAGAUUCCCUUGAUGAGGAUUUCAGUAUCCAGUCUAAGCAGUUCUUGGCAUUGCAAAUAGAGGUCCAAAAGGUGUUGGAAAAUAAUCAGGAGUUGAAGUUGACAAUAAGCAAAGGAGCGGAGAGAAUGGAAGUAAUGACAACUGAGAUAGACAAUCUACGGAAGCAGCUGUCAGACUUGGAAAAGAGUCACAACAAUUUACAGGAGGAUAGUUGCAAGAUAUUGGAAGAGAAGAAGUCCUUGACGAGAAGUUUUCUAUAUCUGGGUGAAGAGAAAAGUAACUUGGAAGAAGAAAUAUGUGUCAUGAUCCAUGAGACAAUAGCUCAAUCUAAUAUUUCCCUGAUUUACGAGAAUGUUAUCUUUGAAAAGCUCCUGGAACUUAAAGAGCUAGGUGAAGAUCUUGAUAAACAUUGUUCAGCAAAUAAUGACCUUGAUGAGAGAUUAAAAGUAAUGGUGUGCAAAUUAGAAAAUGCAGAAAUGGAAAAUUCACAUCUUAAAGAGUCAUUCAUAAAGUCAAAUGUUGAACUACAUUUAGUUGAAUCUAUCAAUGAUCAAUUGAGCUGUCAGAUUAGUGAUGAGAGGGAGAUGUUGCAUCAAAAGGAAAAUGAGCUGUUGGAAGCAGCUGAGAUGUUUCGUGUUUUACAUACUGAGAAAACAGAAUUGCAAAGAAUGGUGGAAGAUGUCAAGAUUAAAUAUGAUGAAGCCAGGGCGAUGCUUGAAGAACAGGCUAAUCAAAUUUUGAAAUUGUCCACAGACAAGGAUCAUCAAAAUGAAGAGCUCACAUGCCUGUGUGAAGUGAACCAGAAGUUGGAGUCUGAAAUGGGGUACCUACGUCAAGAGCUUGGAGAAACUAAACUGAGGGAAAAGAAGCUAGGUGAUACAGUACUUAAGGGAACAAAUGAGAUUGAACAAUGGGAAACUCAGGCUUCAACACUCUUUGCUGAACUUCAGAUUUCCGCUGUCAAUGAAACAUUAUUAGUGGGAAAGGUCUCUGAGCUAGCUGAGAUGUUUCGUGUUUUACAUACUGAGAAAACAGAAUUGCAAAGAAUGGUGGAAAAUCUGAAGAUUAAAUACGAUGAAGCCUGGGUGAUGCUUGAAGAACAGGCUAAUCAAAUUUUGAAAUUGUCCUCAGACAAGGAUCAUCAAAAUGAAGAGCUCAUAUGCCUGUGUGAAGUGAAUCAGAAGUUGGAGUCUGAAAUGGGGUACCUACGUCAAGAGCUCGGAGAAACUAAACUGAGGGAAAGGAAGCUAGGCGGCGAAGUACUUAAGGGAACAAAUGAGAUUGAACAAUGGGAAACUCAGGCUUCAACACUCUUUGCUGAACUUCAGAUUUCUUCUGUCAAUGAAACAUUAUUAGAGGGAAAUGUCUGUGAGCUAGCUGAGAUGUUUCGUGUUUUACAUACUGAGAAAACAGAAUUGCAAAGAAUGGUGGAAAAUCUGAAGAUUAAAUAUGAUGAAGCCGAGGUGAUGCUUGAAGAACAGGCUAAUCAAAUUUUGAAAUUGUCCACGGACAAGGAUCAUCAAAAUGAAGAGCUCAUAUGCCUGUGUGAAGUGAAUCAGAAGUUGGAGUCUGAAAUGGGGUACCUACGUCAAGAGCUCGGAGAAACUAAACUGAGGGAAAGGAAGCUAGGUGAUGAAGUACUUAAGGGAACAAAUGAGAUUGAACAAUGGGAAACUCAGGCUUCAAUACUCUUUGCUGAACUUCAGAUUUCUGCUGUCAAUGAAACAUUAUUAGAGGGAAAUGUCUGUGAACUAGCUGAGAUGUUUCGUGCUUUACAUACUGAGAAAACAGAACUGCAAAGAAUGGUGGAAGAUCUGAAGAUUAAAUAUGAUGAAGCCAGGGCGAUGCUUGAAGAACAGGCUAAUCAAAUUUUGAAAUUGUCCUCAGACAAGGAUCAUCAAAAUGAAGAGCUCAUAUGCCUGUGUGAAGUGAAUCAGAAGUUGGAGUCUGAAAUGGGGUACCUACGUCAAGAGCUUGGAGAUACUAAACUGAGGGAAAAGAAGCUAGGUGAUGAAGUACUUAAGAGAACAAAUGAGAUUGAACAAUGGGAAACUCAGGCUUCAACACUCUUUGCUGAACUUCAGAUUUUUGCUGUCAAUGAAACAUUAUUUGAAGGAAAGGUCUGUGAGCUUGCCGAUGCAUGUGAUAAUCUUGAACACAGAAACUACUCCAAAGACAUGGAAACUGAACAUCUAAAAGAAAGAGUUAGCAAGCUGGAAGUUGAAAAUGGAAGACUGUGCGAACAAUUAGCUGCUUAUGUUCCUGCUGCCAGUGCUUUGAAUGAUUGUAUAACAUCUCUGGAGAUGCAGAGUCUUGCACAUGAAAAGCCUCACGACUAUGAAGAAUCAAAGCAUUUUCAGGUUAAAAGUUUGGUGAAUAAUGAAUGCACUGAAAAUGGUCGACAAACAGAUGAAGAUCAGACUGUUAUGGCACCAGAUGCACUCUCUUAUUUCCAAGACAUGCAGAGAAGGAUCAAUGCAAUUGCAAGGACAGUUAAGCAGUUAAAUGAAAGUCUUAAACCGAAGAAUGAAGAGAACAUUCAAGCAAGCAAGCAUGUUACUCAAGCAGAUCAAGCAAGGCCAUCUAUCCCAGUUACCGAGAUUGAAGUUCUGCCGAAAGACAUCAUGCUUGACCAAAUAUCCGAAUGUUCGUCGUACGGGAUAAGUAGGAGGAGAGAAAUUCUUGAGGCUGAUGAUCAGAUGCUUGAGUUGUGGGAAACAGCAGAUAAGGAUGCCACGAUUGGCAAGCAAGCUGAAAAGACACAGAAGAUGGCUGCUGGCAAUCAUCAAAGAGGAACAACCAAGGAACCCAAAAAUAGGUAUCCUUCAACAGAUUCCUUGGUGGAAAAAGAGUUGAGUGUGGACAAGUUAGAGGUCUCAAGAAGAUUGACACUACCACGCGAAGAAGGGAACCAAAGCAAGAUUUUAGAAAGACUUGAUUCUGAUGCACAGAAGUUGACAAACCUCCAAAUCACCAUACAAGAUUUGAUGAAGAAAGUAGAGAUAAAUGAGAAGAGCACAAAAGGAAAAAGUGUUGAGUUUGGUGAGGUGAAAGGGCAGCUUGAAGCAGCUCAGGAGAACAUCACAAAGUUGUUUGACGCCAACCGCAAGUUGAUGAAGAAUGUGGAAGAAGGUACCGUGUCUUCUGUUGGGAAGGAUGCAGCAGAGUUAGGUGAAAUUGGAAGUGUCAGCAGAAGGAGAGUUUCAGAACAGGCACGGAGAGAAUCAGAAAAAAUAGGACAAUUGCAUUUGGAGGUGCAAAGACUGCAGUUUUUACUGCUGAAACUAGGUGAAGGAAAAGAAAACAAAGAGAAAACAAAAACGGCUGAUCGAAGUCCACGAGUCCUUUUGCGAGAUUAUCUCUAUGGCGGGACGAGAACCAACAACCAAAAGAAGAAGAAAAAGCUACCGUUUUGUUCAUGUGUGCGACCUCCCACCAAGGGAGAUUGAUUGUUACCAUAUAGUUUGAAGUAAGUGAGACGUUUAGCCUUCUUGUUUGUAAAUUUUUGUUUUUAAAGAUGCUUCAAGACCCUACAUGUUUUGAUCAUGCUGUACAUGUUGUGCCUCAUUUACUCGUAAGAAGAGGCCAAGGCUAGGAUGGAAUUUUUGCCAUUUUUUUCUGUAAUAUUUAGUUCUGAAUAAUCACCUCCUUUUUUUUUCUAUCUGGUUUAGAUGAGUAAUGAGUGCUUAGUGUUUUGGCUAUUACCUUGUUUAACAUUGUGGUGCAAGAGACUAUUCCUUAACAGAAGCAGGCUCACCAGUUUGCUUUCA